CCCACUUCUUCAGUCUUAUGUGUUUUGUGCCUGAAAGUAAAAGAGACAUGUGGAGUUGUCAUGCGGUGACGUGUUGAUUUUUUAUUUUGAAGAGAAUACGAUCUUGUAGUUGGUGUAGAUAUAAUUUUUGAAAAUAUGUUGGAUUUAUUCACCAUUUUCAGCAAAGGAGGCAUUGUGUUAUGGUGUUUCCAAAGCACUAAUCAAAUAUUCACGCCUUCUGUGAAUGCUCUGAUAAAAAAUGUUAUUUUACAGGAAAGAACUGGACUGAAUACUUUUGAUCAUAAUGGGUUGUCUCUACAAUACAAACUGGACAAUGAGUUUGACCUGGUAUUUGUUGUGGCCUAUCAAAAAAUUCUGCAGCUUUCCUAUGUGGAUAAAUUUUUGAAUGAUAUACACUUGGAAUUUAGAGACAAAUACAAAAAUGAACUAUCAGAUGGUCAGAUUUUUAAUAAUUUUAGCUUUGUCGAUAGCUACAAUAAAACUUUACAAAAAGCUGAAGAAUGGGCAAAUUGUCAAGCUAGACAACCAAAACAGAUGAGAACAUUUGAAGAAUCAUUAAAAUCAAAGAAAACUGUUGCAUCUAUGAUAGAAAAGAAAGGUGAAGAAAAAAGUACUGUAAAAGCUGUGAAGAAAAAAGAGGUAAAUUUUGUUGAUGAAGGUGUUAAAGUAUCUCCUCCUGCAUCUCCAAAGCCAGCUGGAAAUGGAUUCUUAGAUGAAGACACACUUGCAGCUAAUAGAGCUAGAUUAGCUAAGAAAAUGCAGCAGAAGAAGGGAAAAGGUGAUGCAAAGAAAAGCCCUAAAAGCCCCACAAGCCAUACACCUGAAAAAGCUGGAAAGAAACCAAGGGUCUGGGAUUUGGGAGGCACAAAUAAAGACUUGCAGACCCUUGAACGCACUUUGGAUAAGCCUGAAGAUGCUAAAGAUAACUUUACUCCAGAUACAGAGAUGAUAGGACAAAUGAAGGGUGUUAUUAAAGACCUAGAAGUUGAGUCCUCAGAUGAAGAAUCUGAGGAGGAAGAAGAAGUAGAAAUAGAAACAAAGAAUCAAAAACCAUCAAGAGGAGGCAUGUUUUCUAUUUUUAAGGGAUUAGUGGGAUCCAAGAACCUAACUAUGGCUGAUAUGGAGCCUGCUUUAGAGAAAAUGAAGGACCACUUGAUUGCUAAAAAUGUUGCAGCUGAUAUAGCCGCCAAAUUGUGCGAAUCGGUAGCAGCCAAGCUUGAAGGCAAGGUGCUGGGUACUUUCGAAAGUGUCGCAUCAACUGUUAAAACUACUUUAACAGAAUCUCUAGUGCAAAUUCUAAGUCCUAAAAGGAGGGUUGAUAUUUUGAGGGACUGUCUGGAGGCGCAGAAGCAGCAGCGGCCAUAUGUUAUGACAUUUUGUGGUGUGAAUGGUGUUGGUAAAUCCACCAACUUGGCAAAAAUUUGUUUUUGGCUAAUUGAAAAUAACCUAAGAGUAUUGAUAGCUGCAUGUGAUACGUUCAGAGCUGGUGCUGUUGAACAACUUAGGACGCAUAUGCGUCAUCUUAAUGCUUUACAUCCCCCUGAAAAACAUGGAGGCAGACAAAUGGUUCAGCUAUAUGAAAAAGGAUAUGGAAAAGACGCUGCUGGAAUAGCUAUGGAAGCCAUAAGGUUCGCUCGAGAUUCAAAAUUCGACGUCGUUUUGGUUGAUACAGCUGGAAGGAUGCAGGACAAUGAGCCACUGAUGAGGGCCUUAACGAAGUUGAUAAAGGUAAACGAGCCAGAUCUUGUCCUUUUUGUUGGAGAGGCGCUGGUCGGAAAUGAGGCUGUUGAUCAACUUGUUAAGUUCAACCAAGCAUUAGCUGAUUAUUCUUCCAAGGUCAACCCUCACCUAAUUGACGGUAUUGUACUAACCAAGUUUGACACAAUCGACGAUAAGGUGGGAGCAGCUAUAUCAAUGACGUACAUCACUGGUCAACCGAUUGUUUUUGUCGGUACAGGUCAAACAUACACUGACUUAAAGGCUUUGAAUGCCAAAGCGGUCGUUCAUGCUCUUAUGAAGUAAGCAUAUACGUUAUGUAAAAGAUUGUCUUUAAAUGUAUUCUCUGUUACUGGUGAGGCAUAAUAUUACACAGUCCUCGCAAUUAUAUCUAGGUUUUUGUUUACUAUUUAUUUGAGGAACUAUACUAUGCUUUGUAUAAUGAACCUGAUCUAAAAUUCACAAUGUAUUCAGGGUAUCACAGUGAAAUAAAAAAGAACAGAAUUGUUUAUAAAAAAAUUGCUGUGGAUUGUCAGUAUUGCACCACUCCAGUAACAGAUAAAAGAAAUGGAACUAAGGGCUGUUUAUAAUAUAGCAGAUGUUAUACUAAUGAAAUUUGGACCUCUAUUGAAACUAGUUUUCAUGCAUUUUCAUUAUUUUUGUGUUGUUACUUCGUUGUUUCCACUUUUUUUAUGUACAUUAUUUUGUUGAUUAAGUUUAUCGUGGAAUCAGUUGUUAUAUAUAAUUUAUAUUUUUUAUAAUGUGCCUAGAUAAUAUUUUAUUGAAGAAUUGUAUAUAGGUGAAUGAAAAAAUUGAACUGUCAUUAUUUAAUUUGUCUUUAUGUGCUUGGAACGCCCAUCCCACAAAAUAUUACAGUCAUGAAUAUGUUAUCCAAGGAUAGAGGGUUUCUCAAAUUACUUCGCAACAAAAAAAUAUGGACAGUUCUCGUGGUCGAUGAGCCUAAGUAGUAUUAAAAACCGCGGGCGCAAAAACUACUUUACUGACUAGGACUGUGAUGAAGCACGAUAGCUGAACAAAGGCACUUGAUAUACACAUUAUGUACGCUUUACCAGUCGGUCAUAUAAAGUGUGUUCCAUCUAUUGCUUCUUUUUACAACUACCAUUUUUUGACAUGUUAAAUGUGUCAACUGCCAUGUGUUUAGCACAUAUGAACUGUCAAAGGUCUGCCAUUUGUUAUUAUGGAUUCUUUAACAACGCAAGAACGCAUUUUGGUCGUCCAAAAAUAUUACGAAAACGGACGAUCUUUAAAAAGUACUUUUCGCAAACUUGAUGAAUUUGGCCGACAUAAUCGUCCCACACAGCGUGGAAUUCGAUGGAUUAUCAAUCGUUUUGAGUAAACUGGCUCAGUUGAAGGUCGUAGAACAUAUCAACAUGCCCGUCCGGUACGUACACAUGAAUCAGUGGCCGCUGUGAGUGAAAGUGUUUAUGAACAGCCAUCAACUUCGAUAAGACACCGUUCGCAAGAAUUGGACAUCAGGCCAACAUUAUGGAGGAUUUUGCAUGUUGAUCUCCACCUCCACCCAUACAAGAUCCAACUAACUCAACAAUUGAAGCCAGCGGACCAUCAGUAACGGCGUAUUUUUGUCAAUUGGAUGCUUGAAAAAGGAGAGGGAUUUUCUGCUAAAACCAUCUUUUCUGACGAGGCACAUUUUUACCUCAGUAGCCACGUAAAUAAGCAAAACCGUAGGAUUUGGUGUUUUGAAAAUCCACAUCCAUGAUCAACCUCUUCAUGAUCAAAAAGUAACCGUUUGGUGCGGAUUAUGGGCUGGUGGCAUCAUUGGACCGUUCUUUUUCGAGGAUGAAGAAGAAACAGCCGUUACGGUCACCGCCGAUCGUCAUCGUAGUAUGAUAACGGAUUUUUUUUCGGUCGAAAUUGGUAGUGAUGCCUACGACCUUUGGUUCCAGCAAGACGGUGCAACUUCGAACACAGCUCGACAAACAAUCCAGUUAUUGGCGGAAAAAUUCCAGAUCGCAUUAUUUCAAGAAAUUCCAACGUGAAUUGGCCCCCAAGAACGUGCGACAUAACGCCACUGGACUAUUUUCUCUGGGGAUUUUUGAAAAGUAAAGUCUACGCGACUGCCCACGGACGAUUCAAGACCUUAAACGCAACGUUUGCAUCGAAAUUGCGUGGACCCGCUAAUACUGCGAAAAUUUUGAUGUUCAGAUGAUGGCACGUCAACGGAGCCGCGGUGGACAUAAUUAUGUGCGAUGUUAUAAUCCAUACAUGAAUGGCAACGACCGACCUACAAUUUUCAAUAAAGAGUUCGGUUUCACACUCAUUAAAAGUGUGUUUUUUUAGAUUAAAAAAAGAAGGAACGGAUUGAACACCCUAUAUAAAUUCAUUUCAUUUUUCUCUAUCCUGUAAAAAAUAAUGUAUUUCAUGCGAAAAAGUCGCAACUCAGCACCCUCCGGCCGUGGUUAAGGAGGCCAUGCAUAAAGAAUUUGUGUUUUGAGAAUCAUGAUGCUCCAAACCCCCUCACACACAUCAGUUGUCACGAGGAGAUCCCCUUCAUCCUUAGGGCGAAUGUCACACGAUCAGUACUUUUUUAAAGGGAAUCAUCAAGAUUUAUUAACCGUGUGGCCAGAAUGUCAGUAAUUAUACUAAGUGACAUAUAAAUCCGAACAGCCAGUUUAAAUGGUUUUAUUUUAUUAAAAUUUUGUAUAAGUACUUAAUGAAGC
Messenger RNA from Acanthoscelides obtectus, 4415 nucleotides. The record is from the annotation of a GenBank genome assembly. NCBI's taxonomy places the organism in Eukaryota, Metazoa, Arthropoda, Insecta, Coleoptera, Chrysomelidae.